UCGAAAACAGCCAUCACUGUUUUGGUGUUUUGUUAUUUCCCGCCGUAAACAAAGUAUUAUUUAGUAGUUAAAUUUAUAUAAAAUUGAGAUUUUGUUUCACAAUGGGCGUAGAAAAAAACUGUUGCUGCAGUAAAUAAAAACAAAGAAAAACGACAAGCUAGAAAAUUAGAACAACGUCGUAUAGCAGAUGGCAUGUCUGUUGUGAAUUCCGCGAAUAAAUUGCAAGAUUUAGCGACGCAUUGCAAGGAACUGCUGGUAUACAGUAACCUAGACUUGGAAGUCGAUAUGUACAUACAGAGAGUCACCGAGCUGGAUAAAAAUGUACUAAAAUGGGCCAUAGACCUUACAGAGAGGAAUAUGAAAUCUUUAUAUGAAACAUGUGCAUGGGGUUGGAAUCGUGACCGCAAGGUUGAAGAAAUGACAGAAGACCAUGCAUGGUACCUCAUAGCCAAAAAGAAAAACGGCUCACCCCUAGCGUUCUCCCACUUCAGAUUUGACAUGGACUUUGGAGAGCCUGUAUUGUACUGUUACGAAGUGCAAGUGGAAGCGGAGGGACGGCGGCGCGGGCUGGGUCAGCGCGUACUGAACGUUCUGGAGAAGCUGGCGCACGCGACGCGCAUGCGCUACGUACGGCUCACAGUGCUCACGCACAACCCCGCCGCCUCCGCAUUCUUCAAAGCUUGCGGAUACAUAACAGACGAGACCAGUCCACCCAAAGAGGAGGCAGCACACUACGAGAUCCUAAGCAAGACGACUGGUGAAGGAGUGAGCAAUGCUCAAACAGAGGAACAAAGUUUAACCGAAGGAGUCAGGGCAGUUUCUGUUGAAAAUAAUCAACCGUGACAUUCGUGAUAUGUGUGUGAUCAAUAAAGCUGUCCAAAAUCAAACACCGUAGCUACAAUAGAUUCUAUUUGAUGUUUUAAAAUUAUAGGUGUAAGCCAAAGCGCUAAAUAAGGGUUUACCUUGUAGGCAGCUCAAUCUGCCAAAUACUUGUAAUGAUAAGGCGGGAUUUAUGUUUGUAAGUUUUAUUUACGUAAGUUGCUUACGUAAGUUGUACGUAAGCGAAUAAUUGUUUAAUAUAUUUAUGUAUCCUUCGUUAUACUUGCUAAUGAAGUUGUUGGCGUAAGAAAGUUAUGUGAAAAACCUGCGCGGGUAAAACUUACAAAUGUAGCUCCCAUCAAUUAUAGUUACAACUUUAUGAAUUGCACAUACGUUUUUAUCUCGUUAAGUCUAGUUUAUGUAGUACAAAGCCAUUCGGGAUUAUAUUUUGAGUAGGUAGACCAAAUUCGUAGGUAUUGUAAUGCAGUAGAGUUCCAAACAUUUUAUAUUUUUGGAGCUUGAUAUACAUAGUAGCGAAACAAACAAGAAAUCUAGAAAUAAACAUUAUAUUUACUGCAAUACGUAUUUAAUAGGUACCACAUGUUACUCUUUAUCAUUUGCAUUUAUUCGUUAUUUUGUUUUCCUCAUUAUUAAUUGUUUACUUUCAGCAGCAUAGUGAUUACAUACUCUUUGGACAGCGUCACUUGCCACGUGUCAUUUUUGAAUAACAGGAAACAAUGUUUUAACUGAGGUUUUAACGCAUAUUAGCGUUCAAUGUAAAAAAAAAAUGGUUUAGCCUGUAUACAGCAGAGCAAAAGAUAAAUUAAUUGUUCGAUUUUGGUUAAAGUUUAUUGGAAUCUAUUUCCUUAGAAAUCCUAAACUACUUAUCGUUUUCUAUAACAUUCAAGUACGUGGAUGAACCUUUAGUAUUUUUACAUACAUUAUAAUGUAAUUGAUAUUUGUUAAUUUCUAUAAUAUCUGUAAUUAGAAAUUAUUAGUAGACCUUACAGUAGUAAUGGCACAAAUAUUAGAAUAAUUUUGUCUAAAUACAAGUCCUGUGUAUCAACAUAGGUAUAUGUAUACCUAUAUUGUAUGUACGUAUAUGUACCUUAUAUGGUAUAUAUCAAUAUAGGUACCAACGUACCUAUUCGAUAAAACAAAAACAAAAUGUCACUAAAGAAAAUCAUUAAUUUAUUUUUUUAAUGUAAUUAGGUAGUGGCAAUUUAGGAUGAAAUAAAAUCUAGUUGGAACAAAA
Manduca sexta (tobacco hornworm) is the source of this 2074-nucleotide messenger RNA. It is a transcript of the gene Naa40, whose product is annotated as N-alpha-acetyltransferase 40. NCBI's taxonomy places the organism in Eukaryota, Metazoa, Arthropoda, Insecta, Lepidoptera, Sphingidae. Gene Ontology annotation, molecular function: protein N-terminal-serine acetyltransferase activity; histone H2A acetyltransferase activity; histone H4 acetyltransferase activity. Gene Ontology annotation, cellular component: nucleus. The transcript is spliced from 5 exons. The record is from RefSeq and is a predicted model, not a curated record. The coding region runs from base 193 to 843 and encodes 216 amino acids.